CUUUUUGAUACCUAUAAACCAAUAAAAAAAAAUAAAACUAUUCAUCUUCAAACACAAACAUUUCAAUUUAGUAUACCUAAUCCUAAUAGAUAACCAAACGCGCAUCUGAUUUAAACAACCCACCGUCGUGUUUUUAGACACUGCGCAUUUUAUUUUGUACGAAGCACGAGGUACCUACUGGAGGUAGAAAAUGUAGAAAUAUUUGUUUGGGAUUUGGAGAAAGACGAAGCGAUACUCGAUAGACGAGUGUUGACGUUUGCCGGAGAUUGCGAGUUUCGAAAACGGAGAAAGGUGCUUGUGUGGCAAUUUAAUCUGUUAUUGGUUAUUGCAUUGUUUAUUUUGGGUUUGUAGAUAUCUAGAUACACAUUUUCGGAUCGAUUAUUUAAUAAUUAGAUCCUUAUAUCUAUUUAUGUUCGACGUGGUAAUUAUUCUUCAAAUAUUUGAUAAAAGAAAUGUGGCAUUUCUGAAAUAAAAGUGAUUUUUUAAAAUUUGUUGAUAGUGAUAUUUUUGACUUAACUUUCGGACUGAUUCAAAGGACCAUUUAUAAUAUAUUUAUUCGAUCGUAUAAAUUCACAGGUGAACCAACAUGGCGGAAGCCCAUUCCGCUGUGGCCUUCUCGUUUGCCAUCACUCACGAAGGUUUAGAUGUUAAUUUCGAUCGAGAAGUCCUCCAUCUGGUUUGGCAAUCAGGAAUUAGAUCAUGGAAAAAACGGGUAGCCAGAUUCCAGAAUAGCAUACACAAUGGUGUCUAUCCAGGACACUAUAGGUACCUGUUUCUAUUGAUGGGUUUAGUGACGGCAUUUCAGUGGAUUGGAAUUUCAGUGCCUUUUAAUAUAACUGACAGAUUUUUACAAAUUCUUCCAGAAAACUCAAUUUUUUGGUUUUUAACUGCCUGCUUCCUAACUUCCCUAUUGUAUUGGUUGACAGCAAUAUACAUUCUUAGAUAUAUUUUGAAAAUACUAUUUAUUUACAAAGGGUGGAUGUACGAGUCUAGAGCUAAAGGUAGUAAACCAUCUCUACAAACUAGAGUGUGGUUAUUUUUCAUAAAAAUUUUUAGUUGUUGGAACACCCCGAGAUUAUACAGUUAUCAGGGAUCAUUACCCAGACUACCACUACCUGAUGUACAUGAUACAAUGACAAGGUAUUUAAAAAGUGUCAAAGCAUUACUAGACGAAGAAAAAUACAAACGAAUGGAAAAAUUAGCUGCCGAAUUUGAAAUCGGCAUUGGCAAAAAGCUCCAACGCUACCUCAUAUUAAAAUCUUGGUGGUCCACAAACUACGUUUCCGAUUGGUGGGAAGAAUACGUUUACCUCAGAGGUAGAUCUCCCUUGAUGAUCAACUCGAACUUUUACGGCAUAGAUGCCGUGUUACUAAAUCCAACCAAAAACCAAGCCGCUAGGGCAGCAUCAACCAUUUACACAUUGUUGGUCUUCCGAAGAUUGGUUGAAAGACAGGAAUUGGAACCGAUUCUAGUCCAAGGCCUUGUGCCUUUGUGUUCUUGGCAGUACGAGAGAAUUUUUAAUACUACUAGAAUUCCUGGGAAAGAGACUGAUAAAAUUAUCCAUUGGAUCGACUCUAACCACAUAGUUGUGUACCACAAAGGUCGUUACUUCAAGGUUAUUAUAUACAAGGGAAGGAUAUUGAAGCCCUGCGAAAUUCAAAUUCAGCUACAACAAAUUCUGGAUGACGAAUCUGAACCAUUGCCUGGAGAAGAACAACUGGCAGCUUUAACAGCGGGCGAAAGAACUCAUUGGGCCACCAUCAGAAUGCAGCUAUUUAAUAAAGGCGUUAAUAGAACAUCAUUGGACGUUAUUGAAAAGGCGGCAUUUGCUGUGACCUUAGAUGAUGUUCCUUAUGAAUAUGAUCCAAAAGAACCAUCAAAAUUGGACCAGUAUGGAAGGCACUUGUUGCACGGUAAAGGAUAUGACAGGUGGUUUGAUAAAUCUUUUACACUCUGCAUUGGAAGUAACGCUCGUAUUGGGUUUAAUGCAGAACACUCAUGGGCAGACGCAGCUGUGAUGUCCCACGUUUGGGAAUAUGUGCUGACUGCGGAGACGUGGGAAAAUCGAUACGAUGAAUCGGGAGACGCCAUAGGGAAACCUGAAAUACUACCCCCAGCUCCAAUUCGUCUCAACUGGGAACUAAAAUUUGCAGCCCAAGAUGCUAUUCAGAAAUCUGUUCAAGUUGUAAAUGAUCUCAUUAAUGACAUUAAUUUGCGGAUUUUUGUUCACGACCACUACGGCAAAGGAUUCAUGAAGACCUGCAGCGUCAGCCCGGAUGCUUUUAUACAGAUGGCGCUGCAGUUGGCUUACUACAGAGAUGCUGGUAAAUUCUGUUUGACAUAUGAAGCCACAAUGACUAGACUUUAUCGGGAAGGUCGCACAGAAACGCUCCGUCCUCUUUCUGUAGAUUCAGUCGCCUGGGUGAAGGCCAUGGACGAUAAAAAAUCGACUACAGAAGACAAAAUUAAGCUACUCAGGAUAGCCUGCAAAAGUCACCAGGCAGGAUACCAAGACGCCAUGUGCGGCAAAGGUAUAGACAGACACCUCUUCUGUCUGUACGUAGUCUCGAAAUAUUUGGAGGUGGACUCUCCAUUCCUCAAAGAGGUACUAAGCGAACCGUGGAGGUUAUCCACGUCUCAAACGCCGCAUGGUCAGACUACGCGUCUCGAUCUAAAGAAACAUCCGCAGUGUAUCUCGGCUGGAGGCGGGUUUGGACCUGUAGCCGAUGAUGGAUAUGGUGUAUCUUACAUUAUUGCUGGUGAAGAUAUGCUGUUCUUCCAUAUAUCUAACAAGAAAAGUUGUCCGACAACUGAUUGUCACCGUUUUGCUAAAAAAAUCGAAGAAGCGUUAGCAGACAUGAAGCAAACAUUUUUGGAUUACAAAUCACUAAAUGGAAAGAAGUAAAGAACUUAUCAAAAAAAUCGUUAACAAAUGGCAUAUCUAGUUAUAUUUUACAAUUUUACUAAAAUGACUUUAUAAAAUUAUGUUUGUAACAUCAAUUUUUCUUCUUUACAAUAUUGUUUAUUAGCAGUUAUAUUCAGAAUAUUUAUUAAGUAGCUAGUUAAUACUUUAUUGUUAUGCAAAAUCAAUGCAAUGAUAACUUAGGUUUAACUGAGAUUUGUUGUAAAGUUGUUUAAAUGGAUUUUUGUGGUUUUUUUGUACGUGUGUACUAUGCGAGACUCAAAUAAAGGAUCAUCACAUUCAGAAGAUAAUUAUUAGCAUUUCGUAGGUAAUCUAAAUCAGAUUUUAUUUUGGCCAAUAAAUUAUCUUCUAAAGUGUUGACGACGAAACUAU
This is a messenger RNA of Psylliodes chrysocephalus, 3295 nucleotides long. NCBI's taxonomy places the organism in Eukaryota, Metazoa, Arthropoda, Insecta, Coleoptera, Chrysomelidae. The record is from the annotation of a GenBank genome assembly.